CCGCUGUCCAGGACCCGGCAAAGGGAGGAGAUAUGUACACUCUGAUUAGCUAAGCAACACACUACCAAGUACUACCUCCUCCCGUCUCAUCUCAGACUCAGAGCAAACCAUCAACAAACCAACUACCACUACCCAAAACCAAGCCAGCACACAGGAUACUCUCUGCAAGAACAAAACACAUCUCUCGAGUAACACGAUGGCCUCCCGAAAGAAAGUGCUCCUCAAAGUUAUCAUCCUUGGUGAUUCAGGAGUCGGCAAGACGUCCUUAAUGAACCAAUACGUCAACAAGCGAUUCUCAACUCAAUACAAGGCUACAAUCGGGGCGGAUUUCUUGACCAAAGAGGUGUACAUCGAAUCCAAUGACUCUACCACUCAACCUUCUUCAACCAACCCUCAACAAGCACCCUCUAGUUCCGUUGUCUCCACUAACACAAAUAAUGGCUCUGAUCGUGUGGUCACCAUGCAACUAUGGGAUACGGCAGGCCAAGAAAGAUUCCAAUCCCUUGGAGUAGCAUUCUAUCGUGGAGCGGAUUGCUGUGUAUUAGUGUUCGAUGUCAAUAGUUCCAAAAGCUUCGAAACUCUCGAUAGUUGGAGGGAUGAAUUUCUGAUCCAGGCUUCUCCUCGUGAUCCUGAUAACUUUCCUUUCGUCGUCUUGGGCAAUAAAAUCGAUGUUGAAGAAAAUAAAAGACAGGUAUCACAAAAGCGAGCGAUGAGUUGGUGUCAAUCGAAAGGAAACAUCCCAUACUUUGAGACCUCAGCAAAAGAGUCCAUCAAUGUCGAACAAUCGUUUAUCGCGGCCUGUCGAAAUGCAUUAAGUGUCGGAGACUCGAUGGAUGAUGGUUUCGCCGAUUAUCCUGAUCCGAUUAUGUUGAAUUCCGAGGGCCAACAGAGUUAUGGAUGUGGAUGUUAAGAAGCAGAACUAAAAAAAAGAGUGAGUGGGUGAAGGGGGAAGAAGGAAGGUUGGACGGACGACCCGGUCUGGAGCCUGUUUGUGUGUGGCUUGGCUUGUCACUUCUUCGCGCUCGCGCUCUUUCCUUGUUUUGUCUUUUGUCUCUUAACCAUUAACUGAAUGCCAACCAACCAUCUCUCGAACUACCAAUUCCUUCAUUUUUUUUUCUUUUCUUUAUUUCUCCUCACAAACAUCUUCCUCUUUUGUCUUCCUAAUUUUUUUUUUCUCUGACUCUCUGCUUCUUAUUACAUAUAUAAACCGACAAAUAAUAAUCUUUGUGUUUUCAUUUGGUGACUACUGUUUGUUGAUCUGGUUGUGAUUGUGAAUUCGAUUUUGUGCAUCCAUUUGUCCUGAAAAAAAUACAUCAUUUCUGGUCACAGAUUUUUUUAUUCUUGUUAUCUCUCAUUGCCUAUGUUCUUUACAAUCUCCAUUCACAUAAAUGCAUACAUACAUUACACAUAUUUGGUCAACUUGGAUUCUCUAAUUCUUUUCUCUUCCCUCUUUCUGUGGUCUUGUUUUGUGAUAGCUUUUUAUGGUUUUAUCUACAUAAUUAAGAGCUAUCAAAGAGUUAAGGUUUUAAGGAAACAACCACACAAGACUGAAUCGUCC
Messenger RNA from Puccinia graminis f. sp. tritici CRL 75-36-700-3, 1558 nucleotides. RefSeq names its product Ras-like protein Rab7. Bases 197 to 910 code for a protein of 237 amino acids. Gene Ontology annotation, molecular function: GTP binding; GTPase activity. The transcript is spliced from 6 exons. Gene Ontology annotation, cellular component: vacuole; fungal-type vacuole membrane; phagocytic vesicle. Gene Ontology annotation, biological process: regulation of vacuole fusion, non-autophagic. NCBI's taxonomy places the organism in Eukaryota, Fungi, Basidiomycota, Pucciniomycetes, Pucciniales, Pucciniaceae. The record is from RefSeq and is a predicted model, not a curated record.